Messenger RNA from Boeremia exigua, 1267 nucleotides. RefSeq lists its product as uncharacterized. Bases 135 to 1064 code for a protein of 309 amino acids. The transcript has a single exon. NCBI's taxonomy places the organism in Eukaryota, Fungi, Ascomycota, Dothideomycetes, Pleosporales, Didymellaceae. The record is from RefSeq and is a predicted model, not a curated record.
UUGUGCUUAUCGGUGACUUGAUUGCGGCGUUGAAAUCAGCACGCCUUCUUAUUUCCCACGCGACAAACGUCUCUCGCGCUUGCUUUUGAUCACAGCUGCCAGUCCCGCCUUCAGGCUCUGUCCCAGACUACGCAAUGGCAACAACGAUGCGCACUCUUCUCCCACUUCUUCCACCUGAGCUGCGAAACUCAGUCUACAGCUGCCUCGCAUCCUCACCGACACCCACUAACUCCGGUCUCCCACUGCAGCUCAAGUCCUACACCUGCAAACACACCCUCGUUCAGAUCUGCCCGGUGCACUAUGGCUCCACCGACCUGCUCGCACUGCAACGCUACAACUUCCUCGAAGGCAACGAGUACCGCACCUGGCUCCUCAAUCACGACAUAACGCUACGCAUCGGCAUCGUGUUCAAAGGCCGCGUGAACACGUUCGUGCAAGAGCACUGGGACAAGAAGAUCGAGACGCACCUGCACAAGCUGGCGAAGCUGCAUCCCUGGCUGCACAAGGUGGCCAAGUACGAUGUGCAGGUCUUGUGGGACGCGCCGGACGGCGUGCUGAAAAGCAAGCACAACCGCCGCAGCGCGGGCCAAAUCCCGAGGGCCAUGGUGCGCACGCUUACUGCGUUGAUGGAUGCGGAUGUGAGGAGGAAGUGGGGCGACGUGCAGGUCAGGUUGCGGUUGGAGCACCAUGUUGCUGGUGUGGCUAUCCGUUCAUCGCCGCGGUUUGGGCUUGGGGGUUUCCUGUCGCUGUCGUCUGAUGCGGCGGAGUUGGGGUGGGCACAGCAUACGUUGGAGGUGUGGAAGGAGCCCUGUCCGCGUGUGUUGCCGCGCAAGUCGGCGCGCUUGACUCCCGUCGUGACGAAGCCAGAGGAGAAGGAGUUGCUGGCGUCUCGUGGCGAUAAGGUGGAGUGGAUGGACAGAGGACAGGGGACGUUGGUGAUGAGGAAGACUACCGUGGGCGAGAAGCGGACAUGCGCAAGUUUCAUGGAUACAGGGAUCGCAUACCACUCGCCAACCGAGCUGAUGCUGUUCGAGCUGCUUGAGGAUUGCUAUGGGCGUAGAUGACCGCUCUCUCGACAACAAACAUUCGAAUUCAGAAGACUUGAUCGAACAUCAGCCAUUGUCCUUAUGAUUCAUGUCUCUCUGGACAUGUUUUGUAGACGAUAACCUUGGACUUCUGAGACAUGUUUAGGCUGGACUUGAAGUCACAGUCGAAAAAUCGAUAGUAUACACUGCUUGCACUAGAACGCUCAUGAUGCUGUUAUGCA